AUGGCAUCAUUACCCCAAAUUCUGACCAUGCGCCUCGGCCGGCACCAUGGAGAGCCUCCCUUGCGUUGGGAUGAACCAACGCACGCUGCGGAGAUGAAUGCCAGCCGAGCUGUCUUAUUGCUUGGAAGAUCUGGCACCUCCCGAAGAAUCCUCGAUUCUAGCAUCCAGUCAACGUUGCUGGCAACCGCCGAGAAGUGGGUUAAGGUAAAAGUGGCUUUCCUAGUGCACCCUUUCCCGGUAGUGAAGAGAAAAAAAAUGUGCUGUGCAGCAUUUAUUGCAUACCGAGAAGUCAGAGCUAUGGGUUUGGCGCUUCAAAACAUCCUUUUUCCCGCUAUUCUUUGUGGCAACCGAGUACUCCUAUCUCUAUGA
Molecule: messenger RNA, 369 nt
Organism: Aspergillus luchuensis
Lineage: Eukaryota; Fungi; Ascomycota; Eurotiomycetes; Eurotiales; Aspergillaceae
Exons: 1
Coding region: 1-369 (122 amino acids)
Source: RefSeq, a predicted model, not a curated record